Molecule: messenger RNA, 1779 nt
Organism: Numida meleagris (helmeted guineafowl)
Lineage: Eukaryota; Metazoa; Chordata; Aves; Galliformes; Numididae
Product: basic proline-rich protein-like
Exons: 2
Coding region: 560-1600 (346 amino acids)
Source: RefSeq, a predicted model, not a curated record
CAAACUGGGAUCACCCCCAAACUGGGAACCCCAAAACUGGGACCCUAUGGGACUGGGAUCACCUGAAACUGGGACACCCCCAAACUGGGAUCCCCCCCAAACUGGGAUCCCCCCCAAACUGGGACCCUAUGGAACUGGGACCCCCAAAACUCGGACACCCCCAAACUGGGGUCGCCCCCAAACUGGGAUCCUAUGGGACUGGGAUCCCCCCCAAACUGGGAACCCCCCCAAACUGGGACCCUAUGGGACUGGGACCCCCAAAACUGGGACCCCCCCAAACUGGGAUCUCCAAAUCUAGGACCCCCCAAACUGGAACACCCCCAAACUGGGAAGCCCCCAAACUGGGAUCCUAUGGGACUGGGAUCCCCCAAACUGGGAACCCCAAAACUGGGACCCUAUGGGACUGGGACCCCCAAAACUGGGACCCCCCCAAACUGGGAUCCCCCCCAAACUGGGACCCUAUGGGACUGGGAUCACCUGAAACUGGGACACCCCCAAAGUGGGAUCACCCCCAAACUGGGAUCCUAUUGAACUGGGAUCCCCCCCAAACUGGGACCCUAUGGAACUGGCACACCCAAACUGGGAUCACCCCCAAACUGGGACCCCCCCAAACCGGGACCCUAUGGAACUGGGACCCCCAAACUGGGAACCCCCCCGAACUGGGACCAUAUGGGACUGGAAUCCCCCAAAACUGGGACCCCCCCAAACUGGGAUCCCCCCCAAAACUGGGACCCUAUUGGACUGGGACCCCCAAACUGGGAUCCCCAAAACUGGGACACCCCUAAACUGGGAUCCUAUGGAACUGGGAUCCCCCUCAAACUGGGACCCUGAGGGACUGGGAUCCCCAAAAUUGGGAUCACCCCCCAAACUGGGACCCUAUGGGACUGGGAUCCCCCCCAAACUGGGAUCCAAUGGAACUGGAACACCCCCAAACUGGGAUCACCCCCAAACAGGGAUCCCCCCAUACUGGGAACCCCAAAAGUGGGACAGCCCCAAACUGGGAUCCCCCCCAAACUGGGACCCUAUGGGACUGGGAUCCCCCAAACUGGGACCCCCCCAAACUGGGAUCCCCCCCGAACUGGGACCCUAUGGGACUGGGACAUCCCAAACUGGGACCCCCCCAAACUGGGAUCACCCCCAAACUGGGGCCCUAUGGGACUGGGAUCCCCCAAAACUCGGACACCCCCAAACUGGGGUCGCCCCCAAACUGGGAUCCUAUGGGACUGGGAUCCCCCCCAAACUGGGAACCCCAAAACUGGGACCCUAUGGAACUGGGACCCCCCCAAACUGGGACGCCCCCAAACUGGGAUCCCCCCCAAACUGGGAUCCUAUGGAACUGGUAUCCCCCCCAAACUGGGAUCCCCCCAAACUGGGAUGCUAUGGGACUGGGAUCCCCCAAACUGGGACACCCCCAAACUGGGAUCCCCCCCCAAACUGGGACCUUGUGGGAUUGGGACCCCCAAACUGGGACCCCCAAACUGGGAUCCCCAUAUCUGAGACACCCCCAAACUGGGACCCUGUGGAACUGGGACCCCCAAACUGGGAUCCCCCCCAAACUGGAACCCCCCGUGCAACUCUUGGCCCCGCCCCCUUUGCUUAAGCCCCGCCCCUCGCUCAAACCACGCCCACCCGGGGUCGCCGCAAAGCCCCGCCCCCCCUCGGUGGGCGUGGCCUCCAGCUCACGUGACGCGCUCAAGCCCCGCCCUCCUGGCUAAGCCCCGCCCCCUUCGCUGUGUAAGCUCCGCCCCCUCGCAAUAAAGCGCUGCUGCUGCUGCUGAC